AUGUCUGACCCAAUCAGCUUCAAGGUAAUUUUGGUGGGCGACGGGGCCACUGGGAAGACAACGUUUGUAACGAGGCACAUAACGGGCGAAUUUCGAAAGCAGUACAUUUCAACGAUUGGGGUUGAGAUUCGACAGCUUCCCUUCUACGUGGCCGGUCAGUCCUGUCCCAACGGGCGCGAGGUCCUGCUGAAUGUGCACGACACUGCAGGGCAGGAGAAAUUCGGCGGCCUCCGCGACGGCUACUAUGUCGACUCUGAUGCAUGCCUUCUCUUCUUCGAUGUCACCAACAGAGUUACCUACAAGAACGUGGAGAGCUGGUACAGGGAUGUCUUCCGCAUCUGCCCCACCCGUCGCGACGCGAGCACGGGAGAGGAGAAGCCUCUGGCAAUCGUCCUCGUCGGAAACAAGUGCGAUGUCAAGGACAGAGAGAUCCGCACCCAGACAGUUAAGUUCCACCGCUCAAAGAACAUCCCCUAUGUGGAAAUUUCAGCAAAGGAUAACUUUAACUAUGAGCUUCCGAUUCUGAGCAUCCUUCGCACCCUCCUGAAUGACCCAACGAUCCAGUUCUCCCAGGCACCUGCUCUCCUGCCAGCCGACAUUGGUAUGGACGCCGCCACCCGAGAGCAGAUUAACAAGGAUCUCGAGGCCGUCAAUAAUGUGCCUCUUCCCGACGAUGAUUGA
Molecule: messenger RNA, 681 nt
Organism: Giardia duodenalis
Lineage: Eukaryota; Fornicata; Diplomonadida; Hexamitidae
Product: GTP-binding nuclear protein RAN/TC4
Exons: 1
Coding region: 1-681 (226 amino acids)
Biological process (GO): ribosomal subunit export from nucleus; protein import into nucleus
Cellular component (GO): cytoplasm; nucleus
Molecular function (GO): GTPase activity; GTP binding
Source: RefSeq, a predicted model, not a curated record